This is a messenger RNA of Saccharomycopsis crataegensis, 2187 nucleotides long. Its product is annotated as cyclin. Lineage: Eukaryota; Fungi; Ascomycota; Saccharomycetes; Ascoideales; Saccharomycopsidaceae. The transcript has a single exon. The record is from RefSeq and is a predicted model, not a curated record. Gene Ontology annotation, cellular component: cyclin-dependent protein kinase holoenzyme complex; spindle pole body; cytoplasm. Gene Ontology annotation, molecular function: cyclin-dependent protein serine/threonine kinase regulator activity. Bases 1 to 2187 code for a protein of 728 amino acids. Gene Ontology annotation, biological process: mitotic cell cycle phase transition; regulation of cyclin-dependent protein serine/threonine kinase activity.
AUGCCGUUCUCCGAGACAAGAGACCACCGUGCCAGUAUCUUGGCCACCAACCCUCAGCUCAUCCAAAUGGAGUCGAAGGCCCAUAAGCACACCUUCAACGAGUACAGCGAAGACAUCUUCGCAACCAUUAAGGAGCAAGAACGCCGCUUUGCCCCCAAUCUUAAAGCAUUCCGGUCGCAACAGGAGCUCACUAUCGAUCUCCGGAUGAUGAUGGUCGACUUCUUGGUGGAUAAGUGCCACAGGCUAGGGUUGCCCCAAACAACGUUGUAUUUGACCGUCAAUCUUAUUGACCGGUACUGCUCAACUCGUCAGGUCAAGCGGAUCCAUUUGGAAUUGUUGGGACUUACCUGUCUAUGGAUCGCUUCGAAAUACAGCGACAACAAACACAAAGUAAUUCAGUUGCUGGAGCUCAUCAAGUUUUCCAAUAAGCAAUUGAGCAAGAAAUUGUUUAUCGAAAUGGAAUCUCACGUCUUGGACAAUUUAAAAUGGUCGGUAUCAGCCCCUACUUAUGAUUUGUUCAUCGAUUAUUUCUUGAACAAGAGUUUCUUCAACUCGAUACCUGACUCUUCUUGCUCGAUCGGCUACGCAAAAUUCUCUAACGAUAAGCAUUAUUACGAUUUUUUGAAAACUGGUGCCAACUUCUUGUGUGAACUCUCGUCGAUGUAUGCUAACAUCUCAUUGGUGUAUCGUCCUUCCAAGAUCCUGCAAAUGGCCCUUAGUGUGCUCCAUAACUGCUACUAUCUCGAAUAUUACAAUAAAUUGCUUUUACCCCCCGCGUCAAAUAAAACCGAAGUCCAAUUGUUUACUCUCAUGAUGGAAUGCUUCCAUCAUCGAUUUCCUAAAUCAUUCCACGUCAAAUAUUUUGCCGAAUCAAACCCCAAGAAAAGAAAACAUUUUCAACCUACUAAUAACGCCACAAACAGUAAUGCCACCUUAAUUUAUUCUCUGCUUAUCAACUAUCUCAAGCAAGUUGGCGAAGGUGCCAAGAAGGCAAGUCAAGAAUCAAGCACCGCCACCAGUCAAAUUCCAACGAACGAAUCAUCUACCAACUCAUUCGAAUCAUCAUUUGUCGGAACAGUUCCUCCAAACAGCCAGGGUAAUGAUUUUAAUGUCAGAAAAGAUGGGACAAUGUACUCCUCAACCUCAUAUUCAUCUCCAAAUUCCCAUUCCCAUAAAUCAAAAACAAGGGUUUUGUCUUCGACCAUUUCCAGUAUGUCAUCUCCAUAUUCUAUUCCAUCGACUACUACCCCGAUUGCCUCGCCGAUGACCUCCUCAUUUUCACCUUCUCCUAGUCUGGCGAUGUCUUCAAACACCAAAAUCUCUAGAAAUUUCAAAGCUCAUCAAUAUUUGAACCUUCCGAUAGAUAAAUGCAACUCGUUGAGUCUGACAUCAUCUUCAUCAAUCAGCAUCUUCUCGAAAAACUCUUCUCAUUCAUCUUCCUCUAGUGUCAACUCUCCGUUAUCUGCCAUUGCAUCACCGGAAAAUUCAAAAGACUAUCCAAUGUCCCAAAAACCCCAUCGAAGUAAUACCCUUCAUUCUUUCACAUCCUCAUCUAACCUGUCUCGUGGUAUGCCAUCUGAAGGAUAUGGUCAUUCCCACUUCUCCCAGUAUCACCACCAACCUGCAAAAUCAACCACCCUGAAACGUGUUAGUCAGACCCUACAUCACUCAAAAUCAUACGGAGGUAUUGGACUUAAUGCUGCGCCCCUGACUUUCCAACCAUUCCCUCCCAUAACCACUGUCAAUCCUUUAAUGGGCCAGAAUAAUUUCAGACAUGUGUCUCUUGGGGUUCUACCACCGCUUGGUCAAGGUAAUGGUACCGUACAUUCUCAACCGCCAAUCCCUUCGUUGAUAAAUCUCCCUCCAUUAUUUGGUAUUGUUGAUCUGAAAAAUAGGGCCAGCAAUAUUAUGAUGAACCCUUCAGACAAUUUUGGUGCCGGCAUUGGAAAGUCGUCUUCUCAUAGACUUUAUAAGAGUAUUUCAAAGCCAGACAUGAUGUUCAGCUCAGGACCAGCCCCGGUUAGCCAUGCAUUGCCUCAACGCAAUCCUGAACUCUUCUCAAAGGCUAGUUAUCUGAGUUUGUCUACGGUUCGAAGUGAUGGAGCAUUAAGACACGGAGAAGAAUCUAAAAAAAAGAAAAUUAAAGUGAAUGAGGACCUCGAGCUUCUGGAGUAUCCAUUUUCAUAA